GAGUAGUUUAGCCUGGUCCGCUCCGAGGGCUUUUGGGAGAUGUAGUUUCUGAUCUGUAGGCGGGACGGAAGGAGCGGGGGAGGCCCCUUACGCAAACUACAAUUCCCGACGGGGACCGCGGUGUAGGGGGGUGGGAUCUGAACAUGGCGGCGGUGGUAGCUGCUACGGCGCUGAAGGGCCGGGGGGCGAGGAAUGCCCGCGUCCUCCGGGGGAUUCUCUCAGGAGCCACAGCUAACAAAGCUUCCCAGAACAGGACCCGGGCACUGCAAAGCCACAGCUCCCCAGAGUGCAAGGAAGAGCCUGAGCCCCUAUCUCCUGAGCUGGAAUACAUUCCCAGAAAGAGGGGCAAGAACCCCAUGAAAGCUGUGGGAGUAGCCUGGGCCAUCGGCUUCCCCUGUGGUAUCCUCCUCUUCAUCCUCACCAAGCGGGAAGUGGACAAGAACCGUUUGAAGCAGAUGAAGGCUCGGCAGAACAUGCGGGCAUCCAACACGGGCGAGUAUGAGAGCCAGAGGUUUAGGGCCUCCUCGCAGCAUGCCCAGUCUCCUGAAGCUGGGUCCAGGGUGCAGACCUGAGGAACACUGCAGCCCUCCCCUAGACUGCAUUGACUGUGGCCUCCAGACUGCGAAGUCCUUUGAGUUUGGCUGCAAUUCUGGUCCUUGCCUCUAAGGUCCACGAGAGGGCGCGUGAAGCCCAGGCUGCUACCAGCCCUCAUCCCUCCUGUCCUUCCCUCCCUGAGAAGCCAGCCAAAGGCAAAUAAAGUUAUUGAGUGUUUGAGUGGAAAGGAA
Miniopterus natalensis is the source of this 785-nucleotide messenger RNA. Its product is annotated as putative thioesterase PNKD. NCBI's taxonomy places the organism in Eukaryota, Metazoa, Chordata, Mammalia, Chiroptera, Miniopteridae. The record is from RefSeq and is a predicted model, not a curated record.